Candida dubliniensis CD36 is the source of this 1530-nucleotide messenger RNA. RefSeq names its product glutamate--tRNA ligase. Gene Ontology annotation, molecular function: glutamate-tRNA ligase activity; ATP binding; tRNA binding. The record is from RefSeq and is a predicted model, not a curated record. The transcript has a single exon. Gene Ontology annotation, biological process: glutamyl-tRNA aminoacylation. Lineage: Eukaryota; Fungi; Ascomycota; Pichiomycetes; Serinales; Debaryomycetaceae. The coding region runs from base 1 to 1530 and encodes 509 amino acids.
AUGAAAUUAUCAUUUCCCAUAAUCAGAAAUUAUUCCAAAGCAGGGUCUCUUUUAAAAGACUCGUUAGCAGAACUUGCAACUAACUCUUCACAUCUAUCAAGACAACCCAAAUCUCCUGCAAGAACAAGAUUUGCACCUUCACCAACAGGGUUUUUACAUCUUGGAUCUUUGAGAACGGCAUUGUAUAAUUACUUGUUAGCGAAAAGCACAGGGGGAAAAUUUAUUUUACGAAUUGAGGAUACAGACAGAAACAGGUUAGUUCCAGGAGCAGAAGAUAAUAUCAUCCAUACUUUAAAAUGGUGUAACUUACAAAUAGAUGAAGGUCCAGUAGAAGGUGGGCCAUAUGGUCCAUAUAGACAAUCAGACAGAAAGCAUAUAUAUCAAAAGUAUGCCAAUGAGAUGCUAUCUAAAGGGCUAGCAUACAAAUGUUAUUGUUCAAAAGAUCGAUUAUUGGAAUUACGUGAAUCUGCCCAAAGACUAAAACCACCAACGAAUGUCACAUAUGACCGAAAAUGCAUUCUGGAAAAGGAGCACGAAGGAUUACCGUAUGUGAUUAGGUUCAAGUCACCUAACAAAUACCCACCAUUUAAAGAUUUAUUGCACGGCGAAUUAAAUUUGCAACCCCAGUAUAAUGACAAGGAUAGACGAUUUGAUGAUUUUGUCAUUGUCAAGAACGAUGGCAUGCCCACUUAUCAUUUUGCCAAUGUUAUUGAUGACCAUCUAAUGAAAAUCACUCAUGUGGUUAGAGGAGAAGAAUGGCUCCCGUCAACUCCAAAACACAUUGCAAUGUAUCAUGCCAUGGGAUGGGAGCCUCCUCAAUACAUUCAUAUUCCAUUACUCACAUCAUUAAAAGAUAAAAAAUUAUCUAAAAGAAGUGGAGACUUGAAUAUUUUGAAAUUGAAAGAUGAGGGCAUCCUUCCAGAGGCAUUAGUCAAUUUUGUGGCAUUGUUUGGGUGGUCACCAGUGAGAAACAACGGUGAGAAAUUUAAUGAAGUAAUGGAUUUAUGUGACAUUGUUGAAUUGUUUUCAAUUGACCAACUAACUAAGGGCAAUGCAAAAGUAAAUGACCUGAAGUUAUACUAUUUUAAUAAACUUCAUUUGGCUAAAAAAUUGGAGAGUGCUGAAGGAAUGGAAACUCUUGUUGAAGAGUAUUAUCCACACUUUAAACAGUUUAGUCAUCAAUCCAAGGAUUAUCUUUACAAGUUGUUAACAUUCAUGGGGCCAAAUCUUACCAGUAUUCAUGAAAUAGAAACUGACCAUCAGUAUCUUUUCCAAGAAAUUGACUACAGUAUGGUAAAAGUACCGAGCGAGCAAACAAAAGGUGUCUUAGAAUACGUUUUGCUGCAUGGCUAUUAUGAUGCAGUUGAUAAAUUACCUCACCAAGGCAUUCCAAAGAAGAAUAUUUUCAUGAGUCUUCGGUAUGCUUUGAGUGGUGGGAAAUCCGGCUUGGCUAUACCCCAUUUUAUAGAAUUAUUGGGUGAGGACGAAUUUAACAGAAGAUUGCAAAAUUCCCUUAAGAGUCUCAUGUAA